UUCUCUCGCCUCCGGUUCUCCAUUGUCCAUUCACCCGGCCCAUCUGCAACCCGUCGAGUCCAACCCGCCGCCGGUCCGCCGCCAUCCCGCCGUCUCUCUCCCCACCACCGCGCCGCCAUGUCCGCCGCCGCCGCCGCCCUCCGGCCGACCGAGCCGCUCCCCCUCCCGAGCGGCCUCUCCCUCGCGCCGCGCCUCAAGCUGCUCCUCACCUUCUUCCGCGCCGACCUCUCCGUCCGCCCCGUCGACGAGUGGCAGCUCAAGACCGCGCUCCUCGCCUUCCUCCGCGACCCGCCCCUCUCCCUCCCCGUCCUCCCCGACUCCGACCUCUCCGUGCGCACCCUCCCCGACCUGCAUAAGCGCCGCCGCGACGAGCCCGUCGCCUCGGGCGUCCUCCACGUCCGCGACCUCUCCUUCCUCCGCCCACGCCGCCGCAACGGGGAUGAUGAGGAGGAGGAGGCCGAGGAGAUGACCCGUGAGCAGGAGGAGGAGAAGUACUUCCAGUGGAGGAGCUCCCUGGUCGAGAAGCUGGCCGGGAUCGAGCUCAACCUCGAGGGGGUUAAGUUUCGGAUGAGCGUCGAGAUCCCGCCCUCCGAUGACUUCAGGGCAAUGAAGAAGUCUUGGGAGAAUUUCUACGCCUCCGAGCUCCUCAGUAGCAGGAAUCCUGUGAGGAAGAUAGCGAAAAGGCCAGACACCAUUCUUGUCCGGGGUGUGCCAUCCAGGUGGUUUGCGGAGACGAGGAUAUCAUCGAAAGCCUCCACGCUGGUCACACACACUAUUUUCUCGGCACUUGGUAAAAUAAGGAACCUUAAUAUUUCUAGUGAUGAUGAAUGGGGAGCAAAACAAGACGGAACCAAUAAGGAGAUUAUAUCUGGACUAAAUUGCAAAGUGUGGGUGCAAUUUGAGAACUACGACGAUUUCAACAGUGCAAUGCAGGCAUUAUGUGGACGUUCAUUAGAAAAAGAAGGAUCACGGUUGAAGGUAGACUAUGAAGUAACUUGGGAUCAUGAAGGUUUCUUCCGCAAUGCACAAUACGAGCCUGUUCGCAGCAAUUUAGAAGAGAGAAAUUCAUCGGCUCAUGGAAGGAAGAAACAUUACACAUCGCGAAUUGAGUCAGAUCAUAGAAAGAGAUUUAGGGAUUGAUGGAUAUAGGGCAUGGCAUGAUGGUGGGAUUACUUGGUUCCAAGGACAGGGAAAAUGAUUGUACUGUAUCAUUCUGUUGUUUCAUCAUUAGUCUAACAGUAAAGUCUUUCUGAAUUAGGUAUUGCGUAGUUAUUACUAUUAGCCUAUGUCCUGGUUGAUUCCCAGAGAUCAUCACAACACAGUCUUGCUUGUGAUUUGUAAAAGAAUUUGCACUGUUGGCAUCUCAAUGUAUGCUCAUUCAUUGUUCAAUCACAAACUCACAAUUUUGCUGAAUGAGAAAUUGCAAUGGCUAAGAUCAGCCUAAGCCUGCAAA
Molecule: messenger RNA, 1453 nt
Organism: Oryza sativa Japonica Group (Japanese rice)
Lineage: Eukaryota; Viridiplantae; Streptophyta; Magnoliopsida; Poales; Poaceae
Molecular function (GO): RNA binding
Source: RefSeq, a predicted model, not a curated record